Molecule: messenger RNA, 942 nt
Organism: Trypanosoma theileri
Lineage: Eukaryota; Euglenozoa; Kinetoplastea; Trypanosomatida; Trypanosomatidae
Exons: 1
Source: RefSeq, a predicted model, not a curated record
GCCUGCGGGUAUACCAUGGCGGCUGCUGCUGCAGCUGCUGAAGUUGCGUCUAAACCUUCUUGCACACCUGGUUCUUCUGAGCCUGAGUCUGGCUGUCCUUCUGUUCCUGGUGUUCAACCUCCUGCACCGCUUCCUGCUGCUGUUCCUUCUACUUCUCUACAUGCCGGCGGUAAAGAUUGUACUUCAGAGAUGACUGGUCCUCCGUGUUCUAGUAGCGAUAGUGUACCUGAUGGUGCUCGUACUGAUGAUUGUGUGACAUCUUCUGAGAAGAAGAGUUGCCCUAACAAAGAUGGUGAAACUCAAGAGAAUUGCCGUAACGAUUCAGGUGAUGCCUGUACAGGAACACCAAAAGCACCUGCUUCUGAACAGCCUGUUAAGGGUCCUGGUGAAAUUGGUGGUCAAAAUCCGCAAGACCGUCACGAUGAAAAUAGUAUGCCUGGUGCUGACGGUCAUAGUGAUAGUGCUGCCGGUAAAAAUAGAGAAACUGCUUCUGCUGCGGGUACUGGUGGAGUUGCUGAUGGUCGUACUUCCACUUCUGAAACUUCUAUGCCUCCUGCUGUUCCUUCUCCUUCUACUGCAGGAAACACUACUGUUCCUUCAGAUAAUCCUCAACAUGCAAACAAUGAAGCAAGUGAAGGUGCACCAUCACCAACUACACCUUCUUCCAGCAGUUCAGCCACAGCAAGUGAUGGUGGUUCAAAUACUGCAUCAACUGAGAAUGAUAAUACAUCUUCAGGGAGUGAGUCAACAACGAAUACUGCCAAUACAACCAAUAAUGAGGAAUCAACUACUACCACCACCACAACAACAACAACACUUCCUCCUGAACUCACAAACAACAAGAAGGGUGAUGCAGACAGCAGCAGCAGUAUCAGCAGUUCUGUGUGGGUGCGUGUGCCCCUACUGAUUGUGGUUACACUGGCCUGUAUUCUUGUGUGCUGA